This is a messenger RNA of Nematocida parisii ERTm1, 1374 nucleotides long. RefSeq lists its product as uncharacterized. Bases 1 to 1374 code for a protein of 457 amino acids. The transcript has a single exon. Lineage: Eukaryota; Fungi; Microsporidia. The record is from RefSeq and is a predicted model, not a curated record.
AUGGUGGAAGUGCUUAAUCAAGAAAAAGAAAGUGUAUAUAGACAGUUUAUUGCAAAAGUGCGUCAAGCAGGGUUUGUUAGGCUGGUUUGCAUAUCACGUGAAAUAGAUCAUUUUGCAGCACUAUUCUCUUUGAUAGUUGUGCUGGAGAGAGAGAUUAUAAAGCACGAGGUUAUCUGGGAGGAUGCGCGAAGUGGCAAGCAGGCUGUAUUUGAGAUAGGCAUAGGGCAAGGCUGUAAAGUGGAGAACGGGGCGGUUAUAAGCACGCAAAAGGAGAAGCACACAAAAAACAUAAUGUUCUUGCUUGGAGAAACACUGGAAGAGGUUAUUUUUAAUCUCUGCAAAAGCAUAGGGCAUAUGACUUCAGAGUGUCUGUGGAGUAUCUGUGUGUCUAUGUAUGGAAGCUUAGACAAAGCAGAGCAGAUACAGUGGAGGCAUCCAAUAAAAAAUGUGUUAGGUGAUAGAAAGGCCAAAGAAGAAGACUUGGAGGAGACAGAAGACGAGGAUUUUGAGCAGAAAGAGAACAUUUAUGUUGAAGAUGGCGAUUUUUGCGGAAUAAAGAAAGAAAUAGCAGCAGAGGUAUCUAGGCUGGAAAGAGAUGAUGAUGAUGAAAAGAAGUCUAUCCAACAGGUGAAGGGAAUAUACUUUUCAUUUAGCCAGUGGUGCACACUAUACGAGGCUCUUCUUCAAGACUUUGGUGUGAUAGAAGAGCUUGGUCUUUUUUUCCAAAGAAAAAAUACAAAGCACUGUCUUCUAGAGAACCCAGAGUAUUUAUUGAACCAGUUUUUGGCCCGUUUGGGGGUAUCUGUUGCAGCUGCACAGGAGACAUCGCUGAACAAUCUUGUAGGGCCUGUUCAGGAGGUGAUCAGAAGAAGCUUUAAUAAGAGGCAGACGUAUUUCAAGCACUACCAAUACAAUCUUGGAUUUUCGCAUGUAGAGGUAUUUUAUUCCAUAUGCCAUCUGAUUAAAAAUGGCGCAUUCACUGAGGCUGUUUUCUCCUUUAGAAAUAUAAAGUUUAUAGAUGUACAUAAAGGCCUUGCAGAGUACAACAAGGUAGUACACAGUGUGAAGAAAGGAAUUGAGAAGAGGCGAGUACUGAAGGUAUGUGGGAUGAGCAUGGUUCUUAUCCCCAAGGGAGCAGUUGUGUUUAUGUCAAAGAAUGAAAUAACGCUUAUGAAGAAGGUCUUUGGCACUAUAUACUAUAUGUGCAAAGAAAAAAACCCGCAUAAAGAAAUUAUUAUGGCGGCGUAUAUUGAGAACAGUAGAAUUUUCAGGGUGUUCUUUAAAGAGGAAGACCAUAUUAGAUGGGAAGAUACGGAGGAAAAAAAUCUUAAUAAUUCGAUUGUAGGUAUACUUACCAGGCUUGAAGAGGAGUAA